AUGCGCAUCAUGGUACAUUACCUCGCAGAAGCCCAGCUGGUGCCGAUCUUUCUGCUUACAUUAUCUGCUCAGGUAGAUUUCAAGCAUGACAAACUGACCGUCUGCUGGCGACCACCGCCUGUCCACGAAUCCAACAAGAACUUCCCCGUUGUUGACUACACCGUCUACUAUAAAGAGAUACCGAACUUCCCUCUCAUGGGAGGCGAUAUCGGCGUCCCACUUCUAAAUGGCGACUACUCGGAGUUUGGAGACAUCGACGAUGACGUCGACUAUGUGAAUCCGGACGGCACCACUGAAAGGCCUACAGAUCGAACUCGUAGGGAAGACAGGGGAGUUCUGAACCUGCAACCACCUGAGGGACAACCGGGCAUACCAAAGACGCUGAGUGUGAGAUUGAGGCGAAAGCGUGACACGGUGGUGGUGAUGACAAGAGAUGAAGCAACGAACUCCACUACUAUUCGCGAAUUCAACUUCCAAAGCAUAAACACGACAAACACUUGCCAAACCAUCACUGAUCUACGCUCUUCCACUCGAUACAUCGUCUAUGUGACCUCACGGAACGAAUACGGUACCAGUGUACCAAGUGUGCGUUCGAUUGCCAGUACAAAUGUGCACAUGCUGAAGAACAACGACAGUAUCCCUGAUGUGAUGAAAUGCUGCCAGGAAAACAAAGUGUCCGAAUUCUGCAGUUCGAAGAUGUGUGCUGUGGAGACGUCGCCGAACGCCUUUGCUACUGUCUCCAUCGCCACCACUUGCCGAAGCGAAUGGCCAAAGGUCUCUCCAUGCUUGGCUGAUGGCCGUAAUCACACCGAGUGUUGUCGCAGAAAGGGUGUUCAAAACGAUUGCCUGCCGAUUUGUGCUGGAUCGACUGAGUCGCUGGGCGUUCACUCCGUGCUGUGUCUUAACCUUGAUCUUCAAGCCAUUUAUCAGUGUCUUCGAGAGGGCUACGAGUCACAUCCAUCUCCUCCCGUCAACGUGUCGGUCACUUCUGUGAGCGAGUCCUCAGCUGAAAUCACAUGGGCUGAGCCAGAUUCCAAUGCGCACCUCGUCGAGACUUACACCUUGCUCAUCCGUAAAGUUGAGCAUGGCGCUAGAGUGCACAAUGCAGUCUCUCCCCAUACUGAAAUUGGCCUGGAUCCCGACAGCGAAUAUUCGGUAUCAGUGAGAUCGAACUCGCAACGAGGCAUGUCAUUGCCCUCCACCGCUGUUCUGUUCUACACGAAAUCGGACAGUCGCGGAGUGUGCGCCAUCGGGGAACCGUUGCUGAUCUCAGAAGGACGGCCUUUCCUCUGCAGCUCCAGCCACCCGUGCCCGCUCGGCUUUCAGUGCACCGACGUCGAGGAUGAGGCGUAUUGUUGCCAGAAAGAGGGCGGAAACUUGGACGUUGACUUCGAAGACUGCUGUCGCCACCAGAAUGUAACACCUAACUGCCUCUCAGCGUGCCGCUUCAAUACAACUCUCCCUGAGAACUGUCAACAUGACAUGAACAAGUGGGUGCAGUGCGCCUCCGAGGGUCGCGACCAUUCACGAUGUUGCGAGAAGGAAGACGUGCCGAAGGAGUGUCUCACAGGCUGCCGACAUCCUUUCCAGGUCGCGGACGUAUGCUUCCACUCCUUGUCAAAACUCUCCACUUGCUUCUCUGCUCCUCAUGUGGGCAUGCCGAGUGCGGUUCGACGACUAAAGAUAACUGAGGUCACUCCGAAUUCGGCUCUUCUCUCCUGGGAGGACGCAGAUUAUGGAGUCACAGGAUAUAAAGUCGAGGUGUUUUCCAAUAACGCGUUGGUGAGCUCGUCUGAUGUCGCGACGGAAAGCUAUCGCAUUGAAAACCUCACCCCAGCCAGCGAAUAUAGUGCUCGAGUGACGUCAGUGAACAAUCACGGCAGCAGUCCUCCUUCAUUCAAUGCCACAUUUACCACUCUUCCUGCUAAGGUGCUGGACGGGGAUCGCCCGAAGGCUCCCGAUGGUCUCAGUGUGGUCUGGAACUACGGAAAUCGGGUGAACAUUUCUUGGAAUCCAGUCACCUCUAGAAUGGAUGACAGUGCUGUCGGUGGCAUUGUGGCUUACACUCUCUACUACGUGGAAGCGGAAAAAACCGGACAGUGGACAACGCUGCAAACGAACAACACCUGGGUGGUGAUGAACGACUUGAAACGAGAUGCUCUUUAUUCACUUUAUGUGAUGGCCACCGAAAAUGGCAAGACGAGUAGAAGCUCAUCCGUCGUCACCGUACUUGCACAACCAGUCGGUCCAGUCGCCAAGAUGGGACAAAGAGAAGGUGGCGCGCCUCUCGACGAUCAAUCAGCCGAUAUCAGCCCUGUACUGUGA
Molecule: messenger RNA, 2325 nt
Organism: Ostertagia ostertagi
Lineage: Eukaryota; Metazoa; Nematoda; Chromadorea; Rhabditida; Trichostrongylidae
Source: the annotation of a GenBank genome assembly